CAAAGACUGAGGUAGAAAUAAAACAGCCAAUGAAAUGUUCGUUGGGAUCUACUUGCCUAUUUUAUAAAAACUUUUUUUUUUUCCUAGUGUACCUUUGUCUUUCUUUUUUAUAAUAAAUAAUGAGGGACGAUUUUCUAUUAAGCGAUGAAGUAUUGAAAUUACAGGAACAAGAAGAUUAUUAUAUCCCUAAUGAAAUUGACUUGAGAGGCAAAAGUGACCAAGACCUGGCAAGAUAUCUAAACGAAAUAACGGAUAGCAUUGAAGUAUCUUCAGAAAACAUAUCAGAUCCAGUGGUCUUUGAUAAGAUUCUUAGCUUUUUAAAGUACUUUGCUCACCUUCAGCCACGAUGGUUAGCGCGUCUAUUUGAUAUUAUCUUGUCAGCUUUUAGAAUAGAAAUCAAGACAACUUCAGAUGAUUUAGAAAAUAAUCAAAAAGAAACCUUUAGCAAUCAUCGUCAUUGUUUAGAACUUUACGGCUUUUUACUUCACUGGUUCUUGAUUGCCGUUGAAAAGAAUACAACAACUGCGAAAAUAACAAAAAAGAAGUCAAACCAAAAUGAAUUAAAGACGUUUGAUUGGAGUAAUCAAAAGUUGAAGGCAUUUGACACAGCCAGUUGGUUACUUGACUUAAAGUUGAGCAAGAUCUGGACAAUGGCACCAGAAAGAAUUGCCUUUAUCAAUCUGUUUACUAAACCUGCUUAUCAACUAUUCGAAAAUCCAGUCAAUGCGAAAUCGAAUAGAGUGAAAGAACGAGUGUUUAGAAUCUUGGGGUUAUGUGUCAAAUACUAUGAUCACGCAUUUGUUGCUCAAACGACCAUCAUGCAAAAUCUUCAAUACUGGGAACAUUCAGCUGAACCAAUGGCUGAAUUCUUGGUUCACCUUGUAGAAAAACAAAAUUAUCAUCAGUUAGCAGAUGAAAUACUACGCGAUAUCAGUAACCGUGAAUUUAAAGACACUGCAUCAAAGGAAGUCAAAGAUUCGCCCAAUCCAAAGACAUUCUCCACCUUUUUAAUCAAGCUUGUGGAGUUAUCACCCAAGACGAUCUUAAAGAAUAUGGCAUUGCUCAUACACCAAUUGGACAGUGAAUCUUAUUUGAUGAGAUCUACCAUGAUUGAUAUCCUAGGCUUCAUGAUUGAAGAACUUUCAAAAUCCAUCGAGGAUAACGCCAAUCAGAUGGAGCAGAUCAAUGGUUUCUUUGAUAUAUUGGAAGAACAUAUGCUAGAUACUAUAUCUUACUGUAGACAAAGGGUGCUGCAGGUCUACUUGCGUUUAUUUGAUUUAAAGGCAAAGUUUCCCAAAAGAAGGCAGGCAAUCACCGUGCUGGCAAUGCGACAUUUGCAGGAUAAGAGCAGUACUGUUAGAAAAUAUGUCAUUCGAGUGCUGUGCAAGUUGAUAUUGACACACCCUUACAGUAUGUAUGGUGGUGAGUUGAAUAUAGACGACUGGAAAAAGCGUUUGGAGACUCUGAAUCAUGAAAUUAAUAAUUCGACUACGGAAGAGGAUAUGCCGCCUUUCAUUAUCACUCAAGCUGUGAAUAAUGAUAAAGAUGAUGCCACUUCACAAAAAGAGAAUGAAGAAGAGGAUGAUAAUAGAAGCCAACAUUCUGAAAGUAUUAAUGACGACAAUAGAAGCCAACACUCUGAAGGUAUCAAUGACGAUGAUGUCCAGAUGGACAUGGAGUCCCAACAAGAUAAAAAUAAAGAAGAGGAACAUCGCUUGACUGAAGAUAAGGUUGCAAAGACAGUGAUCCCUGCUGAGAAACUACAGCAACUUAUUUUAAUGAAAACAUAUCAUGAAGAUGCAAUUGCCUUCAUCGAACAGAUACACACUUGCAUUCCUAUCGUCACGCAGCUUUUAUCCAGCAAAUCAAAGGCAGAGGUUCUAGAAUCUAUGGACUUUCUUGUCAUUGCGUAUAAUUAUCAGGUCAAGAAAGCUCAAGAAGGUAUCCGAAAGAUGCUUCAUCUCAUUUGGACAAAGGACACAAGUGACGAAGGAAAAGGGAUAAAGAUGAAGCUUUUGUCUUGUUAUCAGACACUUUACUUGGAAAUGGAUAGAUCCUGCUCUAAGCGUGAGAAUGUGAAUCGUAUUGCCAAGAACUUGAUUCAAUUGACCUAUAAUACGAACCUUGCUGAAUUGACAUCAUUAGAACAAUUAUUAAAGACGAUCAUGCAUGAAGACAGUAAUAAAGUGUCUGAUGAAGUGAUUGAAAAGCUCUGGUCAGUCUAUGGAUUUACAAAAGGCAGGAUACAAAAAAUGCAACGGCGAGGUGCGAUUAUCAUCUUGAGCAUGCUGGCUCAAGCUAACACACGUAUUGUGUCAGAAAAGGUCGAUCUUAUGCUCAAAAUUGGGUUUGGUCCCUUGGGUAAAAGCGAUUUGAGUCUUGCAAGAUAUACAUGUAUCGCACUUCAACAGUUACAAGGCGUUAAGCAGAUGGAAAAGAGUCGAGGUGUACAAGUAGGUGUGAGGUUUCCUCUACAACAUUCAAUCUUUACUCGACUGAAAGAUGUGCUCGAAUCUCCCACCGAGAGCAAUGAGUGGUUCAGUCUUGCCGAGCAAGCGAUCAAUACAAUCUACAUGCUCUGCGAACAUCCAGAGACAUUGUGUCAACAACUUAUCUAUCAGAAAACAGUAAAGGUGUUUGGUGAUAGAGAAUUAACACCAAGCUUCUCAGAUACCGCAACAAAUGCUGAAUCAAUGAUACUUGAUUAUGAUAUGAGCCAAGUGCAACAGAACCUACCAUUUCCACAAAACCCUGUGCAUCAAUCCUCUAUGGAACUCUCUCAACUGUUUUUCAUGGUCGGCCAUGUCGCGCUUAAACAGAUUGUUCAUUUGGAAAUUAUAGAAUCAGCCUGGAAGAAGAAGAGAUCACAAAAGUUGGAAAAGGAUGGAAAGGAAAAAGAUACACACAAAGAUGCAGUUGAAGAGGAACUAGAACAGGUGGGAGGCACGGCUGAAGAUGAUAUUGGUGAAGCUGUAGUUCGAAUUCGUGAAAAAGAAAUUUUGUAUGGUAGUCAAUCACUGUUAGCCAGAUAUGGUCCACUUCUGGUAGAAGUCUGUGCAAGAAAUAAGCUUUAUACUAAUCGUACGCUACAGAUAACAGCUACACUUGCAUUAGCCAAGUUUAUGUGUGUUAGCUCAGAGUUUUGUGAAAAGCAUCUUCAACUGCUAUUUACUAUUCUUGAAAAAUCAAAAGAUGCCACGAUUCGAAGCAAUGUUGUUAUUGCCCUGGGUGACAUGGCUGUUUGCUUCUCAACAUUGAUAGACGAUAAUAUUACAUUUCUUUAUAACAGACUAUCCGAUCCAGAUACACUUGUGAAAAAGAAUGCGGUCAUGGUCUUAACCCAUUUAAUUUUGAACGGUAUGGUUAAAGUGAAAGGACAGAUCAGCGAAAUGGCCAAGUGCCUUGAAGAUGCCGACCAACGUAUUGCUGAUCUAGCCAAGCUGUUCUUUACUGAACUUGCCUCCAAGGAUAACGCCAUUUAUAACAAUUUACCUGAUAUCAUUAGUAACUUAACCGACAAGAACAACCCACAACGUUUAGAAGAAGAAGGAUUCAAGCGAGUGAUGAAGUUCUUGUUUAGCUUUGACUUUGUGGAAAAAGAAAAGCAAGCAGAGAAUAUUGUUGACAAGUUAUGUCAACGUUUCCUGACAGCGGGUGAUGAUGAACGUGCAUGGCGUGACAUUGCCUAUUGUCUAUCCUUGUUACCUUACAAGUCAGAAAGAUCUCUCAAGCGAUUAAUAGAGGGCUGGUCUACCUAUCAAGACAAGUUACACGAGGAUCAAGUACACAAGUACUUUUUGGAAAUCAUUAGCAAGUGUCGACUACAAAAGUCACAGAAGCCUGAAGUCAAAUCGCUUGUAGAUGAACUUGAGCAAAAGAUUGAGAAAGUUAGAGGACCCAAGGAGAGUGAGAAUGUAGAUGGCUUACAAGAAGACGUGAGUGCUGGCACUACAGCAAAGAGAGGUAAUACAACCAAGACGAAAAAGAGAGAAGUUAAGAAAAAGACGCCUGCAAGCGAAAAGAGUCCUGCGACUGGUGUCAAGAGGAGAAGAAGCAGAAAGAUUGAGUAUGAUGAAGAGAGUGAUGAGGAGAUUGAGGAAUACGUUGCAGAAGAGGACGAUGAUGAGGAUGAUGAGGAUGAUGAAGAAGAAGAGGAAGAAGGAAACGAAAAAGAUGACAAUGACAAUGAUAACGUAGAAAAGAUCAAGAAUGAUAUAGAAGAAGAAGAAAACAUUGAAGAUAUGGAUCUUGAUGAAGAAGAAGAUUAAUCAAAGGCGUUUAUUUUUAUGCAUACCCCCAUUCAUUUGUAAAUAAAGAAAAGCAUAUUUUCUGCUUCACUGAC
Messenger RNA from Rhizopus microsporus ATCC 52813, 4342 nucleotides. RefSeq lists its product as uncharacterized. The coding region runs from base 120 to 4268 and encodes 1382 amino acids. Gene Ontology annotation, molecular function: histone binding. Gene Ontology annotation, cellular component: nucleus; condensed chromosome, centromeric region. Gene Ontology annotation, biological process: mitotic cell cycle; meiotic chromosome condensation; mitotic chromosome condensation. NCBI's taxonomy places the organism in Eukaryota, Fungi, Mucoromycota, Mucoromycetes, Mucorales, Rhizopodaceae. The record is from RefSeq and is a predicted model, not a curated record. The transcript is spliced from 10 exons.